AUAGUGGCCGAGCGAGCAGGUAAACAAGUAUUCUGGAUCCCGCCGUCAGGAGGUGUUUCUGGCAACUAGCGGCAACUGCUGGCGUCGGCGGGACGUUGGGACUUUAGGACCAGUGGGGAGGCAGACACCGCAAGGUCAGGACCACCAGAUACACUGAAGUGAUAGUUGAGAGAGCAGCACAAAUGAUGGUGUGGUCGUGCUUGUUGGUGGCGGCCCUGGGAGCCCUCGUGGCCUCCCACGAGGCUGUCAUUGACUCGAAUGGCGCCUUAAUUGACGAACUGCCUGUCGCCCGAGUCGUCCGUCAGAUCAACUUCCCUGGAAAUCAGAGAAACCGUCCUGGUGGAGGGGGAAGACCUCGCCCUGGUACAGGUGGGCAGAUCACAGGUCCCCCGGGUGGUGGCAGUGGCUGCAACUGUGUGCCCAUCAUCUUCUGUGCUCCAGAACUAGACCAGCUGCAACAAAUCUGUACCACGUCUGCUGGCACACCUGGAGUCUGCUGUCCUGCAAAUGCCUUGACUGCUUCAGCGCCCGCCAAGGGGACGGCGGACAACCGCAUCUUCACCAGCGCCUCUGUCUCUGUCAGUCUUCAGCCGCUCGAUCCCAAGAUGAUGGAAGCAUCUUUCCAAAAGGGACUUGAACUUAACAGUGAGAUUAAACAGCUCGAGCAGGACCUUGUCAAGAAGAAGGUGGUGCUGUCCUCGCUCUCCCCGGCUGGUCAGCACCUGCGGGUCUUCAGCAUCAGCCCUCAGGCCAAGGCUAUGGACCGUCGAGCCAGCGCCAUCAUCGAAGCCUCCACCAAUCUUGUGGGCGAUUUCAGCUUAAAUCGCCAACAAGGAGCUUUUGGGCUGAGGACCUUGGCGGUAGGCGGUACAGAUCUGCAACAAAUGUGCCCACAGAACCCCAGGUGCACCCCCAACAGCAAGUACCGUACUGCUGAUGGCUCUUGCAACAACCUGGCAAACCCAACCUGGGGCAUGAGCAACACUCCCAAUCAGAGGAUCUUAUCACCCACUUACGACGAUGGAGUGCACGAACCGCGAUCCAGGUCAGCUGAUGGAUCUCCUCUUCCCAAUCCGCGUCAAAUUAGCAACAAUGUUUUAUUAGAUGUGAACCAGCCAGAUGAGUUAUACACAUCCUCCUUAAUGCAAUGGGCACAGUUCAUCGACCAUGAAUUUGCUCAUGUUCCCUUCCCUACUCUAGAAAACGGAGAUGGAAUUGAGUGUUGCCCAAAUGGCACGAUUGCCACCGGGGCCCUCCGUCACCCUAGAUGCCUGCCCAUCGAUCUCACGGGGGACCCCUUCUACGGGCCCCUCGGCAGCACCUGCAUGAAUUUCGUCAGGAGCAUGGUAGCCGUGGGCGUGGGCUCCAACUGUGUGUUUGGCUACGCGGAGCAGCUGAACCAGUUGACGCACUGGAUAGACGCCUCCAUGGUGUACGGGUCAACGGAAGAAGAGCAACGGCCACUGAGGACCGGCCGGGACGGACUCAUGAAGGUCUCCAACAACAACCUCUUGCCCAUCAACCCCAACCAGGGAGGCAGCUGCGAGGCCCGCGUGCGUGGCGCCAAGUGCUUCAUGGCAGGGGACUCGCGCGUGAACGAGCAGCCUGGCCUGACGGCGCUCCACACGCUGCUGGUGAGGUACCACAACCUGGUGGCCAAGGACCUCAAGGCCCUCAACCCUCAGUGGUCGGACGAGGUCCUCUUCCAGGAGACCCGCAGGAUCCUCACUGCUCAGAUCCAGCAUAUUAUCUUCAACGAGUGGCUUCCCAUUGUUCUUGGAAAGGACUUCAUGAAAGGGUUUGGGCUGAGUGUGCUGAGGUCUGGCCAGAGCUCCGACUACAACCCCAGGAUCAACCCCAACAUGAACAGCGAGUUCUCCACCGCUGCCUUCAGAUUCGGCCACACUCUAGUACAAGGAACUCUCAGAUUGUUUACCCCCGCUGGAGGCGUCGACACCAUCAGAAUGCGCGAUCACUUCAACUCUCCUCAUCUCAUUGAGGUUGAGGGUCGACUAGACGACAUUACUCGAAGCCUCACACAGCUUGCCAUUCAGAAGUAUGACUCCUUUAUCACUCAGGAUUUGUCAAACCAUCUUUUCCAGACGCCCAGGUUCAACUUCGGCAUGGACCUGAUGAGCCUGAACAUCCAGCGCGGGCGAGACCACGGCAUCGCCACGUACAACGACAUGCGACAAGUCUGCGGUCUGCCUCGGGCCCGCACCUUCGAUGACAUCAAGGACCAGAUCAGUGCUGAGAACGUGCAGAAGCUGGCCAGAGUGUACAAGAGUGUUGAUGAUAUCGACUUCUUCGUGGGCGGCAUCUCCGAGCGGUCGGUCCCUGGGGCCCUCCUGGGCUGGACCUUCCUCUGUGUGGUGGGAGACCAGUUCGCUCGCCUCAAGAAAGGAGACCGAUACUUCUACGACCUCGCUGGACAGCCAGGCUCCUUCACUGAACCUCAGCUGCAGCAGAUCCGCGCGUCCUCCUGGGCCAGGAUCAUCUGCGACACUGCCAACGUUCCCGCCGUCCAGCCCCUCGCCUUCCGCCAGACCAACAGCAGAUUCAACCAGCCAGUGCCAUGCGACAGUGGGAUCAUUGCUCGCCCCAACUGGGCCCCGUGGAAGGGGGAGAGGCCGGGCGUGUAGGCUCUCCCACGGCUCCUAUCCUCUAACCAUUCCCCUACCACAUUCCUCAUUUCAAUAUAUCAGUUCAUAUUCAAGUUGUAAAAGUAUUUAAAGCAACAUUUAUGAACUUUAAAAGCAUAUGAAGCAACAUUUAGAAACAUGAAAUAUAUGAAGCAACAUUUAGAAAAGUUAAAAGUAUUUGAAGCAAUACUCAAAAACAUGAAAGUAUAUGAAGCAACAUUUAGAAAGUUUCAAAUAUUUGAAGCAACAUUUAGAAACUUUAAAAUAUUUAAGCAACAUUUAGAAGCAAAAAAGUAUUUGAAACAAUAUUUAGAGACUUGCAAAUAUCUGAAGCAAUUAAGCAAUAUUUGAAACAAUAUUUGAAGCAAAUGUCUGAAAAAAGAGCAAAAUUUCUGCAGAUUUGCUCCAAACAUUAACAGAAGUGGAAUCUAUUUCUUUUAGCUUAAAAUAAAUAUAAAUUUAUACAA
This is a messenger RNA of Procambarus clarkii (red swamp crayfish), 3109 nucleotides long. RefSeq names its product salivary peroxidase/catechol oxidase. Gene Ontology annotation, molecular function: heme binding; peroxidase activity. Gene Ontology annotation, biological process: response to oxidative stress. NCBI's taxonomy places the organism in Eukaryota, Metazoa, Arthropoda, Malacostraca, Decapoda, Cambaridae. The record is from RefSeq and is a predicted model, not a curated record.